This is a messenger RNA of Anarrhichthys ocellatus (wolf-eel), 4005 nucleotides long. It is a transcript of the gene lrp5, whose product is annotated as low density lipoprotein receptor-related protein 5. The record is from RefSeq and is a predicted model, not a curated record. NCBI's taxonomy places the organism in Eukaryota, Metazoa, Chordata, Actinopteri, Perciformes, Anarhichadidae. Gene Ontology annotation, molecular function: protein binding. The transcript has 15 exons. The annotation marks the transcript as partial. Gene Ontology annotation, biological process: nervous system development.
UCUCGGAAAAUUUUGAUAUCCGAGAACCUGGAUGAACCCAGAGCUAUUGUCCUGGACCCCAUGAAUGGCUACAUGUACUGGACCGACUGGGGCGAGCAUCCCAAGAUCGAGCGGGCCCACCUGGAUGGAACGGAGCGGUUGGUUCUGCUCAACAGCUCUCUGGGCUGGCCCAAUGGACUGGCGAUCGAUUACGCGGAAGGAAAGCUAUACUGGGGGGACGCCAAGACCGACAAGAUAGAGGUGAUCAACGUGGACGGCAGUAACAGGCAGACUCUGCUGGAGGACAAGCUGCCCCACAUCUUCGGCUUCACCCUGCUGGGGGACUACAUCUACUGGACAGACUGGCAGAGGCGCAGCAUCGAGAGGGUCCACAAAGCCACGGCCGUGCGAGAGAUCAUCAUCGAUCAGCUGCCAGAUUUGAUGGGGCUGAAGGCCACCAAAGUGACAGAGACGCAUGGUACAAAUGGCUGCGCGGAGGAUAACGGCGGAUGCAGCCACCUUUGUUUCUGGUGUCGGCAGGCUGUUAACUGCGCCUGUCCCAUGGGGAUGGAGCUCCUCUCAGACCUGCAGUCCUGUGUGGUGCCGGAGGCCUUCCUGCUCUUCACCAACAGGGAUAACAUCAGGAGUAUCUCUCUGGGUACCAACAGCAACGACGUGCCCAUUCCUCUGACGGGAGUGAAAGAGGCCUCCGCUCUCGACUUUGAUGUCUCUGAAAGGAGAAUAUACUGGACAGACAUACAGGCCAAGACAAUCAGCAGAGCAUAUAUGAACGGCAGCUCUGUAGAACAUGUCAUAGAGUUUGGGCUGGACUACCCAGAAGGCAUGGCCGUCGACUGGAUGGGUCGCAACAUCUACUGGGCCGAUACAGGCACGAGCCGCAUCGAGGUGGCCCGGCUGGACGGCCAGUACCGUCAGGUUCUGGUCUGCAAGGAUCUUGACAACCCGCGCUCGCUGGACAACCCUCGAUCACUGGCGCUGGACCCGGCCAAUGGCUACAUGUACUGGACAGAGUGGGGGGGUCGACCUCGUAUAGCCAGAGCCUACAUGGAUGGCAGCACCGUCACAACCCUGGUGGACAAAGUGGGCCGGGCCAACGGACUGACCAUCGACUACGUAGACCAUCGCCUGUACUGGACUGACCUGGACAUGUGCAUGAUCGAAAGCACCAACAUGCAAGGCCUUCAGAGGGAGAUCAUCGUAGACGACCUCCCUCACCCCUUCGGUCUGACUCAGUACCGGGACUUCAUCUACUGGACGGAUUUUAACCUGCGCAGCAUCGAGCGGGCAGACAAACGCAGCGGACUCAACCGCACGGUGGUGCUGCAGGGCCAGCUGGAGCUGAUGCUGGACAUCCUGGUGUUCCACUCCUCCCGCCAGGAGGGAACCAACGAGUGCUCCCACAACAACGGCAACUGCGCCCAUCUUUGCCUGGCCACGCCCGCCGGUGCCCAGUGCCGCUGCGCCUCCCACUACACUCUGAACCCCGAUGGACGAAAUUGUAGCUCUCCCUCUAGCUUCCUGCUCUUCACCCAGAAGGCGAGCAUCAGCCGGAUGGUGCUGGGAGGGCAGAGUCCCGACAUCAUCCUGCCCAUCCACGUCCUCAGGAAUGUCCGAGCCGUCAGCUACGACCCGCUGGACCGGCUGGUCUACUGGCUGGACGGCCGACAGAACAUACGCAGGGCCAGAGACGACGGAGCCAUGUCGUCCAUGAUCGUGAGCAGCAGUGUUCAGCCGGUGGACAACCAGCUCCACGACCUGAGCCUGGACCCCUACAGCCGCCACAUAUACUGGACCUGUGAGACAACCAACACUGUCAACGUCCAGAGGAUGGACGGACACAUCGUGGGCGUGGUCCUGAAGGACGACACCGACAAGCCGCGGGCCAUUGUGGUCAACGCUGAGAAAGGAUACAUGUAUUUCACCACAGUGCAGGAGCGCUCAGCUAAGAUCGAGGGAGCCAGUCUGGACGGGACAGAGAGAGAGUCUCUGUUCACCACUGGUCUGAUCAGACCAGUGGCUCUGGCUCUGGACAACAAACUGGGGAAACUGUUCUGGGUCGAUGCCGACCUCAAACACAUCGAGAGCAGUGACCUGACGGGAGCCAAUCGCAUUGUCCUCCAGGACUCCAACAUUCUGCAGCCGACGGGGCUGACGGUUCUGGGCGAUCAUCUGUACUGGAUCGACCGGCAGCAGCAGAUGAUCGAGAGGGUGGACAAGUUGACCGGAGACGGACGUACGCGCAUACAGGGACGGAUCUCCUACCUGACCUCCAUCCACGCUGUGGAGGAGAUGGACCCACAGGAGUUUGCAUCCCAUCCUUGUUCCCGUGACAACGGGGGCUGCUCCCACAUCUGCAUCGCUAAGGGCGACGGAACACCUCGCUGCUCCUGUCCCGUGCACCUGGUGCUACUGCAGAACCUGCUGCACUGUGGAGAGCCUCCCACCUGCUCCACAGAGCAGUUCACCUGCUCCACGGGGGAGAUCGACUGCAUCCCGAUGGCCUGGCGUUGCGACGGCUUCCCCGAGUGCGACGACAGCAGCGACGAAGAGAACUGCCCCGUCUGCUCAGCCUUCCAGUUCCAGUGUGACAAAGGAGGCUGCAUUGAUGCCCAGCGGCGCUGCAACGGCGAACCGGACUGCGCCGAUCACUCCGAUGAGCAGGACUGCGAAAGUAGGUUCUCGCACGGGAACUGUGAAUAUUAGCUUUUAGAUGCUACGCUAAUACUGUAGAAAUGAGGUUCCGAGUCAGUUAAGUGUUCUCGGAGAUAUAGUGCUGUAAUGGAUCGGGAUUUUUAUUUGAUCCAGUUAGAAAUGACAGCAGGUGGCUCUAAGAGAACCCACACAUCCAGCCAUGAAGGAAGUCCACAGAAACCUCUCCUGCACUUUACUUUAACAGCCAGUAUAGCUCACAGCCUCAGAGUAUGUCUGGAUUUGCUUGCUUGGAGGGUUCCUGUUCAUCAGGUUCAUCGAAAACACAAUAUUCCAGAAAAUGCACAGUACUGAUAACACUUAACAUCAGAAAAUGUAUAAAUUAUAGGGUGCUAAAAUCAUAAUUUACAAUUAUUUUGGUCAUUAUUGACAUUGCAAUUACUGUAUGUAAAGUGGCGAUCUCAAAGAUUUAAAUAAGAUUUAGGUCAUCUCUCACGAAGGAGGUCACACAAAGGUGAUUGACCCCAUGGCCCUCUGAUGAAAGUAUUGCAAUAUUUAUACAUUUGCAGUAUUAACAACUGGGCGGGAAUAAAAAUGCUUUAUUAUAGUUUUUCGCCAUUGUACACACACAAAAAAUGGACCAAUGCACACAAUUCUGAAAAACAGCAUGUUAAUAUCGCAUUUCAGACGCAGCCAAAGGCCGCAUAAAAAACUAUAGAUAUGAAUGGUGAUGACGCGGUAAAAAAUUCACACACAAAGAAUGGUAAACGAGAAGGGGUCCGUGUUUCAGGACGGGUCGGUAGGUAGGCCGGGGCUUUACAUCAAUAUUAUAUCAAUAUUGUGGUUCAAGACUAGACGUCAUCUUAGAUUUUGGAUAACAUAAAAUGGCCUACGUGUUGUUUGUUUCUGGCUUUAAAGGCUGCAUUGCAGUAAUACAAUGGUGUUAUUUUCUGAGCUUACUGGACUGUUCUUGCUAGUUUAUUAUCCGUUAUAAUCAUUUUUUUUACCACAUUACUGAUGAUCGUUUAUCAAAAAUCUCAUUGUGUGAAUAUUUUGUAAAAGCACCAGUGGUCAACCCGAAAAUAUUGUCUCAAUAUCAUUAUAUACAAGGUGUUUUGUCAAAAAUAUAGUGAUAUUAUAUUCUCCCCAUAUCGACCAGCCCAGCACACCAAACAAACAUCCCUGACCUGCCGAGCCGGACGAAAGCACACGCUGUAAAGACGAGGAGUGCGCUGGAUUUAUAACACAAGACAAAACCAGAGCAUCAUUGAAAAACGGAAUGCGGCAAAAAUAGUCUUGUUUUCAUAAUCGUUGGAAGACAAAAUCUUAAUUUAAAAAUAAAACUUAAUUAGUAGC